This is a messenger RNA of Zingiber officinale, 2176 nucleotides long. RefSeq names its product serine/threonine-protein kinase PCRK1-like. Bases 254 to 1885 code for a protein of 543 amino acids. The record is from RefSeq and is a predicted model, not a curated record. Gene Ontology annotation, molecular function: protein kinase activity; ATP binding. Gene Ontology annotation, biological process: protein phosphorylation. Lineage: Eukaryota; Viridiplantae; Streptophyta; Magnoliopsida; Zingiberales; Zingiberaceae. The transcript is spliced from 5 exons.
UGAACAGUGUUCAUGGUGUCACACCCACCCACCUUUCUUUAUUCUUCUCCAUUAUUCUCCUCUUCCUCUUCUUCUUCCUCCUCAUCCUCUCCUCCUCCUCCUCCUCCUCCUGGUUCCGCUCCAUACUUAUUUCCCGCUCCUUCUCCGUGAGCGGGUGCGCGGAGACACUCGCCUUGCACGUUGGAUCGGCGGCGGGCGUCGAAGCCGAGGGUUUUUCUUUCCGAGGGAAACCCAGCUUUUUGACACUUGCAAAAUGGGCUGCUUCACCAUUUUGAAGCAGAAUAAGAAGAAGAAAAAUGUGAGCUUUGCCAGCAAGAGACCACCAAAGUUGAAUGAGAGCUCAACUUCUACACUUCCUGAACCAGAGUGCGAUAAGCCAUCUCUUCAGUCGGCCCCUCCAAGUUUCAGAAACAGAACAAGAUCUUCUCAAUCUAUAUCACCAAAUGUGAGAGCUAGAGCAUUAUCUGAUCCUCCUAGCCUUAUCGUGGCAGAUCGGGAUGUUCUUGAAUUUGAUGAUCAAGAAGAGUGCAAGGGUCGAAGUUGGCCAGUGAAGGAUCAGCAUUUCUCAAAUCCGCUGCCACUUCCCCUUCCCUCACCACGCACCGACUCUGUUUUGAAGAAUUUCUCAAGUUUUAAGUCAAACCAACCAAUGAGUUCUAGUAACACCUCGGGUCCACUCCCAUUACCGCAAUCCAAGAAAGGGCUUCGGAAUUUCUCAUAUGAUGAAAUUUCAAUAGCUUCUCAACAUUUCUCGCUUGAAUUUGGCAUUUCUGAAAGCAGCUCGAUGACCGUUUGUAAUGCAACUUUUGGUAAUGAGAUAACUUCAAAGAAGAUUGAAGCCACAGUUACUUGCUUACAGCAUUUCUCACAGAAUUUGAAGGAAUUUGCAAGUGAGGUGAAUAUAAUAGCUUCACUACAGCAUCCUAAUCUUUGCAAGUUAAUUGGGUAUUAUGCUCAAGAUGGUUCUGAUGAGAGAAUGUUGAUAUAUGAGAGGCUCUAUCAUGGGAGUUUGGACAGACUGCUCCAUGGAAGAUCAGAUGGUCCUUCCAUUGAUUGGCUUACAAGGAUAAAAGUGGCGGUCUGUGCUGCAAGAGGUCUUGCCUUCUUACAUGAAGAAGGGCCUUUUCAGGCAAUGUAUCAUGAAUUCUCUAUUUCAAACAUACAAGUUGACAAGGAUUACAGUGCAAAACUCUCAGGAUAUGGAUUUGCCAGUUACUACAACCUAGACACAAGCAUAUCGAAUUCUUCUAUCGGCUCCGGGAACCUGUCAGUGGAGACCUUGGAGAAAGGAUUACUGACUCCUAAAAGCAAUGUUUGGAGUUUUGGAAUUGUCCUUCUUGAACUACUGACUGGACGGAAGAAUCUCGAUGCCAGGUACGCUAAAGAAGAGCGCAAUAUUGUCAAAUGGAGCAAGCCAUUCCUUGCCGAUGAUUGCCUCCUAUCAUUUAUCAUGGAUCCUCGAAUCAAAGGACGUUUCCCUCCCAAAGCAGCACGAACAGUCGCAGAUAUAAUAUCGAAGUGCCUUCAGAAAGAUCCUUCAGAAAGACCUACCAUGAGGGCUAUCGCUGAAUCACUGGAAAAUGUCCAAGAGAUGAAAUGCCUAAGCCGCUACCGUCUUAAAGAACCAUCUGCAGUUUCUGGGAAAAGGAUGCUGAAAUCUCAAACGAUAAAUGGCAUGGUCAUCCCUGCACCACCGCCCACAACUGCUUUUUCGCCGUCACCUCCAUCAAUAUCCCAACAGCUGUCGUUGCCGAGAACUUCAUUUUCAAUGCCACUGCGACUCCAGAACUGUUCGACCACAGCUUCAUUUGAAGAUAGUAGGAUAAGCAGCCCCAGGAAACCCAGCUCUAUGUUACAUAGGUCGACCAGACUCGAAGGAUUUUAACUGUUCAUAUAUUCUUUAUUUGAGUGUUUAUGUUUGAUGCUUUAUUUGUGAUUUCGAUGUGGAUACAUGAAGUAUAGAUGUGCCUGUUGAAACAGGGUUGAGACAAUUUGUAGAUAGAAGAUGAGUGUCAGGUUGCGUCGUCGCAUUAUGAAUGAAAGAAUCAGUUAUCUAGUAGGGAGUGAACUUUGUUCGACAUCUGUAAAUAAAGUAAAUGUGAUCCUCUCGUAUUAGAAAAGUUGGUUUGUUCAUGAGUUUCCAUUUGAUGAUGUGCAAUAACUCAUUGCUCAAAAA